AUGAUGAAGCUCACCAAUCUGUCAUUUCCCCUCAUCACCAUUCUCCGGGCGACCCAGGGUGUCUUCGCAGCCCUGAUAUUAAUCCUCUCAGCCUUUGUCGCGAACUGGUACAACACCACCACCCCCUCGCCAUCGCCAUCGCAAGUCAACUUCCUCCUCUUCGGCGCCGUCUGGUCCAUGCUCUCGCUCGCCGCCAUCGAACUCCUCCCGCGUUUCCUCACACGCAUCCCCAAACCUUACCUCACCCUCCCCCUCGACAUCCUCAACGCCCUCUUCUACCUUGCCGGAUUCGCCGCCCUCGCCGCCUUCCUCCAGGGUCUCCUCUUCUGCCGCGGAGAUGUCUGCCACGCAGCCCAGGCCGAUGUCGCGUUUGGGGCGUUCUCGUUUGCUGUUUGGACGGCGACGGCUGUGUUGAGUGGGAAGGAGGCGCUUCGCGUUCGGAGGACUGGGGGAAUAGGAAGUGGUGCUGCGCAGGGACCGUUGGCUGGGACGGGGGCGAUGCCGGGGCAGAGGGGGAUGAAGGAGGCUGUGUGA
Messenger RNA from Dichotomopilus funicola, 534 nucleotides. RefSeq names its product membrane-associating domain-containing protein. The transcript has 3 exons. The record is from RefSeq and is a predicted model, not a curated record. Bases 1 to 534 code for a protein of 177 amino acids. Lineage: Eukaryota; Fungi; Ascomycota; Sordariomycetes; Sordariales; Chaetomiaceae. Gene Ontology annotation, cellular component: membrane.